AUGAAAUUCACUAAUACAUUCGUUUCUGUUGCUACUGCUUCUUCUAUUUUCUCUUUGGCUAAGGCCCAAAGUAACUAUACCCUUCCUUCUUCCUCUGGAUUAAUUUCUGCAGUUGCUCCAACUACUUCAUUAUUACCUUCAAGUGACCUUGAAACUACUUCAGUUCCACCAAAGGUUUCUGACUUAGCUUCUUCCGUACCACCAGCUGUCUCUUCUGCUUCUGAAAUCGCUCCUGUUGAAAGCACUACUUCUCAAUUAUCGGAAGAAGUUGUCAACACUACUGCUAACGGUACAACUGUAGAAGAAUGGGAAACUGUAACUGCUUAUACUACUUAUUGUCCAUCUUCUACCACUAUCGUUCAAAACGGUAAGACUUACACUGUCACUGGUGAAACCACUUUAACAAUCACUGAAUGUCCAUGUACUGUUUCUAAGAGCAAGAACAGCACUACUUUAGUAGUUUCUACUCCAACUACCACUCCUUUGGCUCCAGCUCCAGUUACCACUAAAUCAACCGUUGUUCCUCAAAACACAACCAAACCAUUAAUCACACCUCCAUUAAUCACCCUCGAAGCUUCUUCUCCAGUUAACUACGUUUCUGAAAAUGUCACCACUACUGAAUACGAAACCGUUACUGCCUUCACUACUUUCUGCCCACACCCAACUACUUUUGUUCAAAACAGCGUUACUUACACUAUCACUGAAGCCACCACCUUAACUAUCACUAAAUGUCCAUGCACUGUUCCAAAGGUCUCCACUACUCCAAAGACCACUUACGCUCCACAAGUUACCAAGGCUCCAGCUCCACAAGUCACUUACCAACCAGUUGUCACAAACAUUGCUGAAGUUACUGAAAAUGUUAACAUAGAUGUUACUAUCACCAAGACUUUAACUACUACUAACAUGAACGGUCAAACUAUCGUUGAAACAACUUGUGUCACCGUUGAAACCCAAGAAUGUGCUUCCACCGUUGUUAACACUGUUAAGGCUGCUCCAGUUACCACUUUACCAUCUAUCUUCACUGCUAAUGGUGCUAUUGCUAACGGUGUUCCAUCAAUCGUUGGUUUUGCUGCCGCUGUUAUGUUCUUAUUUUAA
Molecule: messenger RNA, 1095 nt
Organism: Henningerozyma blattae CBS 6284
Lineage: Eukaryota; Fungi; Ascomycota; Saccharomycetes; Saccharomycetales; Saccharomycetaceae
Exons: 1
Coding region: 1-1095 (364 amino acids)
Biological process (GO): fungal-type cell wall organization
Cellular component (GO): fungal-type cell wall
Molecular function (GO): structural constituent of cell wall
Source: RefSeq, a predicted model, not a curated record